Molecule: messenger RNA, 941 nt
Organism: Zingiber officinale
Lineage: Eukaryota; Viridiplantae; Streptophyta; Magnoliopsida; Zingiberales; Zingiberaceae
Product: transcription factor bHLH150-like
Exons: 1
Coding region: 159-680 (173 amino acids)
Biological process (GO): regulation of DNA-templated transcription
Molecular function (GO): protein dimerization activity
Source: RefSeq, a predicted model, not a curated record
UCGAUGUGAGCUGGGACAAGAAAUAAUAAAAAGGGGAAAAAACUUUAUUUUUUACUUAUUUAUAUCCUUGUUUCGCUACCCAACCCUCUGCGGUGUGCUGUCUCCUUCCUCUGCUCUUCUGCCUCUGUCUCUCUCUCGCUCUCUCUCACACAGACACCAUGAUAGCUUCUUCUUCGUCAGCGUGUCGGAGUAAAACGGAGGAAGCCGGCCGGAAAGCCCAACCGCCGACCAAGUGGCGGGCCACAGCGCAGCAACGGGUAUACGGCCGCCGCCUCCUCGACGCCCUCCGCGCCACCGCCGGAGGCGGAGCGCGGGCCGUCAAGGCCGCUGCUGACUCUGCCCUGGCCCUCACCGCCCGCGGCCAGUCCCGCUGGAGUCGGGCCAUCCUGCUUGGCCGCCGCCGCAACCGCAACCGCCGCAACCUCCUCCAAAUCAAGGACAAGAUCCGCAGCGACCGCGGGCGGACGAGGCCGGCGUCGGCGCCGAGGGGGACGGACCGGUUGCGGGUGCUCCGGAGGCUGGUGCCCGGAUGCCGGAAGCUGUCGGCAGCCAGUGUCCUGGAGGAGGCAGCCGACUACGUGGCAGCGCUGGAGAUGCAAGUGAAAGCCAUGAGGGCGCUGGCUGAUGCGUUCUCGGGGGCGGCGAGAGCGGCCGCGACCGAAGCGCAAAGAGGCGCCUGAUUGGGAAUUUCUUGUACCAUGAUUUGUUAAGCUGUUCAUCUGGAUUUGAUCUCCAAACUGUAUUAGGAUGAGACGUGUACUGAUAAUAGCAAAGAUGACACCAGGAAACUGAUUGACUCUCUUGAUUUUAUUGCAAGGCAUUUGAUCGGAUUCUUUCUUCCUGACAGAUUUAUCACACACUGUUGCCUCCACGUUAAAGAAUUCAUGUUGUAUUCUAAAUUGGUGGCGUGUAUCCAAGGAAAAAGUCGCCGGAGCCAGCAG